Thecamonas trahens ATCC 50062 is the source of this 7018-nucleotide messenger RNA. RefSeq lists its product as uncharacterized. Bases 104 to 7018 code for a protein of 2304 amino acids. Gene Ontology annotation, cellular component: cell septum; cell periphery. The transcript has 3 exons. NCBI's taxonomy places the organism in Eukaryota, Apusomonadida, Apusomonadidae. Gene Ontology annotation, molecular function: chitin synthase activity. The record is from RefSeq and is a predicted model, not a curated record.
CAAAAAGUGUCGCACUCGGAUGCGUUGACAAAAAGCAACACCAUUUCCUCACUCCUGCACAGCGUCCUCCACGCCACAAGUUCAGCACCAGCUGAUCUACCACAUGUGGCUCUCGACAACUUAUGUCUGGAGCUUUGCCAGUGUUCAGGGCUUGACUGUUGCCGCAUGCGAGGCGCUCGCGCUCACGCAGCUGCUGUACGUCGCGACCACGGUCCGCGUUGCGGCAGAGCAUGACGUCAAUGCGUAUGCCGCUCUCACGCUCAUGCUCGUUCUCCCUGCCAUUCCCAACGUCGUUCUUUCUGUUGCUGCUACCAUCUCGGCUCGCAUCUGGUGGGCCAAAAGCGGUCUCUCGCCCGUCAUCGCCAUCCCCAACGUCGCGACCGGCACCGCCCCAAAAACCGGAUCGUUCGGCGAUGCAUGGAGCGCCAGCCGCUACGACUUCUCCCACGGCCACAACCACAAGCCAAGCGUCGUGGCUCAUGCCACGCUCUUUGCGCCUCAGAGGCCAGAGAAUCCUCCGUCAAACGAAGACCGGGUCGCUGGUGCUGGCGCGUCGGCGCCUGUCGCCGCGGCUUCGCCUGCCGCCACGCCCACGUCAGCUGCCGAGCCGAACCGCAUCGUCAUGACCCUCUUCUUCCUCUUCUUCACCAUUGGCCAGCCGAUUGGCCUCGCCCUCAUGUGCUUGAUUGUCCUUCCGAGCAUGGAGAACCCGUGGGCGGCGUAUGCGCUUACGCUCUCGGCCCCGCAUCUGGCCGGCUCGCUGGUAACCUUUGUCGCCCUUAUCGCCGUCGUCUUUGUUCGCGCUCGCGGACACGCCGGCGCGGUACCGAUCGACAUGCGCCUCAGGACCACCCUUGUCCUCAGCUUUCUCGCCUUUACCACUUACACCAUUGGUGCUAUUCUCGCAUCGGCCAAGCAUGUCCACGCCUCGUCUGCUGCGCUCGUCUUUGGUAUCGUCCUCAUGUCUGCCGACACGCUCGUCAACUCGGCGCUGCGCCGCCGGGUUGUCGUCGGCAUCCUCUCGCUGCUGCAGGUCAUCUUCUUCCUCCUCAUGGCCUGGCUCGUAGGCCACUACCUGUACGGCUUUCACUCGGCUGACAUGUUCCGCGCCUUCUUCUCCAUCAGCUCCAACCGUUUCUGGAUCAACAUUGUCUUCGAGGCCGUCGCCAUCGCCAUCGUCAACUUUGGAUUCUGGGCCGGAUCCGUCGCCGGCCUCCAACUCACCACCGCCGCGGCUCUGGUUCUUUUCUCGCCUGUCCUUUUCGCUGUCACUCACUCGACAUACUGCGACUACACCUGGACUGGUGAGUGCGGCUGGGGCGACGAGCUCGUCUCGGACGGCGCCCGCGCCUCUGUCGUCAUUUCCAUCGUACUCGGAUGCAUGGCAUCAUGUCUCUCCGCCACCCUUUCGCUCUCGCCAGGCCUCCUCUCGCGCAACCUCUCCGCCAGCGCCACCGGUUCCGACUGGUUCUUGCCCACCUAUCCCGGCGUCUUCCCCGGUGCUUUUCUUCUCUCCAACGCGCGCAAGCACCCUCCAGCGCCGGCAACUGUCGUAACCCCGAAUGUUACCUUGACCGAAGGGUACUCUCCUAUUGAGAGCUCGUUCCGCGGCUUCUCCCACAACACGCACCCCAAGGUCGUCAUCACCGUCUCCACUCUCUGGCACGAGACGCGCGAGGAGAUGACCCAACUACUGAUCUCGAUCUCAUCGACGCUCCGGCGAUUCGACGACAGGGAUGCAAACGCAGGCCGCGCCUUUGCCUCCAACAUCGAGAGCCACCUUGUUCUGGACGACGGCAUCCGCAAGGGCUCAUUCUCUUCUUUCGCCUACCAGCUCAUCGAUGUCAUCUCGCCGCUCGCCGUUCCCGUCUCUGGCUUCAAAACGACCAGCUACGGCGCGGUCCAGCAGUGGAAGGUCGGCUCGGCCUCGCUCUUUGUUCACUUCAAGGACCCGACCCGAGUGAAGCAGGGCAAACGCAUGUCACAAGUCCUCUACCUCAACAUCAUCCGCAAGCGGCUCGCUCAUCUGGACUCGAUCAUCACUGGCGGCGGUCACAUCGACCUGGCGAACGUUUUUCUCUUCCUCACCGAUGGCGACACCAAGUUUGGCGCCGAUGACGUCGUUGUCCUCCUGGAGGCCGCUGUCAACGAGGCCGAUCUUGGUGCGGUCUGCGGACGAAUCCAGCCGUUGGGCGAGGGCAUCAUGGCCAUGUUCCAGCGAUUCGAGUACCUCGUAUCGCACUGGUUCGGUAAGGCUGCCGAGAACCUGUUCGGCACCGUUCUCUGCUGCCCAGGCUGCUUCUCGAUGUACCGCGUCUCGGCGCUGUACUCGGUGCUUGACGAGACGGACGCGGCCACCUCGCUCGCUGCGCUCUACUCGCAGCGCGCCAGCAGGCCACGCGAUAAGCUAAUGAUGGACAUGGGCGAGGAUCGGUGGCUCUGUACCCUUCUCAUCCUAGCCGGCUGGCGGCUCUCCUACCGCGCGUCGGCUGUGGCCCAGACCUUUGCGCCCGAAUCGUUUGAGGAAUUCUGCAAGCAGCGCAAGCGCUGGAACCCAUCGACACUCGUCAACGUCCACGAGCUUGUCUCCAAGUGGCAUUCAUCGCGGACCUCGACCUCGCUUGCCUUUCUCAUCUACGUCAUCAUCGUCCUCUACAUCUCGUAUGUUGCGCCGGCCACCGUUGUCGUCCUCCUCGCCAGCGGCCUCUCCUAUGGACUUGGCCUUCCGCUUCACGUGGCGGCACUCAGCUCCAUCGCCAUCCCUACUCUCUACGCUCUGAUAUGCAUGACCUGCAAGUCUGACACUCAGAUUGCGUGGGCCAAGUACCUCUCGGCGCUGAGCGGCGCGCUGAUGGCCGCCGCCGUCGCCGGCUCCAUUCUCGAGAUGGUCACUGCUCCGACCUCGCCGACCUCGAUCUUUGUCUACACCACCGCAGGCAUGUUUCUCAUUGUCGGCAUCAUUCACUUUCGCUCGUCGUGGCCUACGGUCUUUGGUCUGCUGUACCUGUUUAUGGUCCCCAUGGCUUUCCUAUUUGUCAACAUGUUCGCCAUCAACAACCUCGACGACUUUUCCUGGGGCACCCGCGACAGCACCUCCACCGCCUCUGCGAGCAAGCCCAAAACGAUACGUGAGUACUCCAUCAAUUUGCUCCGUCUUGUUGCUCGCGUCUGGCGGGCGCUCUUGUGUUGCGCGACCGAUGAGCCUUUGCUUCUUACCGCCCCGCCUGAUAUGGCUCCGGCUUCGGCCGUGCCGGUCGAGCUCUGCGCCGCCACAGCUCGCUUUGCCGACGGCACCGGUCACGAGCUCAGGUUCGAGAUGAGCACUCUCGCGUGGUGUGUCGAGUACAUGCCCGAUCUCGACGUCAAUGACGUGGUGCUGGAGCUGGUCGCGCCGAGUGUGGUCAGUGUGGCCAAGGCCGCUUGCAACGCACCACUUGGGACGCGCGUUGAGUGCGACAAUGGGCUCGUCACUGUUGCCACCGAUUCUGAUGUCUUCGCUCAGAGCUCUGUGGUGCGGAUCGAUCUCAUUGUAGAGGUGGCGGCAGUGGGCGACGAGCCUCGCUCCUCUCAAUCGCUGCGUCUGAUUCUCGUGCAGCAGCAACCAGCUGCUGCACUUUGCCUCGCCCUUCUCGCUUUCGAGGGUGGCAACGCCGUCGGAAGGAAUGCCGUGAUCCAGAGCGAGUUCACCGCCCUUCAAGACCUCGCCCUCCAAGACCUCGCCCUUCAUCAAUUUGUCUCCUGGCCCGCUACGCCAGCGCGGCCGAGCCACGCAACCAUUGCUCUUCGCAAUAGGAACGAGCUCGGAGCCUCAUCGCACGCCUUUGUGACAACCUUUGUGAAUGGAACCAUCACCAGUGAGCCGUUCGAGGUCCGAUGGGCCGGCGAGGCCGGGCAGCAGACGUUCCAGAGCCAGCCACUGCUGCUCCCGCAGCUGAUCAACGGCCGACAGCCGCAGCAGUAUAUCGUCGAUGUGGUGGUCUCGGCCGUCCCACCGCAGGAUCUUGUGGACCUCGGCAAGGUCAAGCCCGGUGACGCCAACGGCGACACGCGGAUGCUUGGCCUCUACGCGCUUUCGGCGGGCUUGGACUUGCUGUGGGCGCACCACAUGACGAUCACCAUUGGAAUCAGCAAUGCGGAUAAUGCUGGAGCCAUCCACGCCGAUGUUGUGCCCAACUUUGGCGAUCCUCUGGAUGAUACCGAAGAUCGCCUGGACGCGCACGACGCGGUCUACCUGGGUGCGCUCUACGACCCAAUGCUUGACGCACGGCGCGGCCCCGGUGAGCAGCGGUUGCUGAGCGCGCACCGCGCGCGAUCCGAGCGUGAGCUGCAGGAUGAGACCCGGAAGCUGAGGCUCAACUUUGUCGGCGCCUUUGUAGCCGUCAACGUUCUCUGGGUUGCCCUCUUCCUCGCCUUUUCGCUUGACAGCAACCUCUCGGUCCGCAUCUGGUCAGGCAGCAAAUCAUCAUCGCUUCCUGGCCUCAUCUUUCUGGUCAUCGCGCUCUCGGUCAUGAUCGUGCAGUUCUUUGCGCAAAUUGUCAUGGCGGUGUGCGACCAUCUUGACGACGUCUCGUAUCGAGUCCGUGACGUGCUGGAUGGCCAGCCUGGCCGUGUCGCUCUGAUCAUCCCGUUUGUCAUCCAGCUCGCCAUGCAUACCUUUUCUGCUCAUGCAGUCAUUGUCCCUGCUUCUGCAAUCGAGUCGAAGAGCAACGAUGUGUCAAACUCGAGUGCCUCGUCAUCGACGAGGAACAGCAAGAAGACGACGGCCGAAUCUCUCUCCUCGCCAGAGCCUGAUGCCACUCCCUCGCUUCUCGCAGCUCCGGUGGACAAGGGCGCAGCUCUUUUGGUCUGGGAUCUGCAUCAUUCUGCUGCCCGCCUGGAUGAUGCCUCUACAGUCGGCCCGCCGCCGUCGCGCUCGUCUCGGGGCGCAAAUGACAUGGCGGAGGAGAGCGACAACGACGAUGCAGAGUCGGGAGGCCAGGGCAUGAUGCUCGCCCCGACCCUGGCCCGGCUGUCGUUCAAGCUGAGCAAGAUGGUGGCGCUCUCGCGUGGCGCGGUGGUUGUCUUUAACUCGGCCCGUGCCGUGGGCGUGCUCUCGUACGACGCGCUGCUGCGGUCGGGCGCGGAGCGCCUGGCGCCUGCCAUGACCAAGGACCUUGUGGCCAAGAACUCGCGGGUCCUCCUCCGCGAUGUGGCCGGCGCGAGCGAGACUGGUGCCCGCCCCGUGGCGGUGGUGGCCGGCUGGGCCGCCCGUCGCAAGGCGCUGGAGAUCGGUCUCGCUGUCCUCGACAUGAUGGUGCCCGAGGAUGAUGAGGCUACCGUGGCUGCCAUGGAAGUCGAGGGCAUGGUUGAGGAUACUGCGGCGGCAGUGCCGCGGCUGACUGCCCGCAAGCUGGCCAAGGUCGUGGUGCCAGCCGCCGAGCUGCUCGCUGCCGCCGCCGCCGGCCGCGACGACGCCGAGCUCGACGUCGACGCCCUUAAGAUUGAGAUCGACGAGCAGGCGGCAACGGCCGCCACCCUGGCGCUGCUGGUCGUUGCACCCGGCCUCACCCCGGUCCGGCUCUUCGUCGAGCUCGACUCCGAGGCCGAGCAGCGGACCAAGCUGGUGGCUCUCGCGCCGCUGGCCGGCGGCCUUGGCAGCGGCGCAGGCGCGGUUGUCGCAGCCAAGACCGUCCACGAGUACACGGUGGCGGUCAAGGCGAGCUCUAACCAGAGCUCGGCUCUGGCGGUCUACGACACCGCGUACGGCACACUGCAGAGCCUCGACGACCUGCCCAGCAAGUCCGGUCUCUUCCAGGCGCUCGUCUACCCGACGCCUGCGCCGCAUGAGCGGCGGCAUCCGGCGAUGGCAGUCUUCACCCACGAAGUCGUGCUCAUUCUCGCCAAGCUGCCAGUCUUUACGCUCGCCGCGGCGCUGUCGGCGCCGGUCGGGGUGCAGGCCAACGGCGACGGCGCGUCCGCCCCGACUGCAGUUGUCGACGCCGAUCAGCUGCUUGCGCUCGGCGUCGAUGUCGACGGCUGGGCCGACGACGUGGCAACCGUCGAGGCCAAGGAGUCUGUGUUGAUGAAGGCGCUGGCCGACGCCGAGAACGCUGCCGAGGUGCGGACCCACUUUGAGGCGUACGCCGAGGCGCUGGAGGCCGGCCCGCCGUACGUCUACCUCUCACCGGCGUUUGUGGCCGUGGCCGUGGCGGCGGCGCUGCGGACCAAGGCGUGGGACGUCAUCCGCGCCCUCGUCAUGCGCGGAGUGCUGUCGGCCACAGCGACGCCUGCGCUCAUCCCCACCCUCAUUGACAAUGCCCAGUGGGGCCUUCUCGCCUCGGUCCUGGUCCAUGUCUCGGACUUGACCGAGGAGCAGCUGUUUGCCCUCCUUGAGCUGCUCGUCGAGGCCCACGUCGGCCAGUCGGAGCAAGGCCAGGCGUUCCGGGCGUCGAUCGAGGCGCUGUUUGACGCCAUCGAGGCCGGCACGCUCCUGGUCGAAGACAUCGGCCUCAUUCCCGAGGUCGACGCUGCUCACGCUGCCGCCGUCUCGCGGGCCUGGCCGGCCGGCGGCGCCAACAUCCGCCACCUGCGCAUGGGCUCCGACUCGGCAGUCGACACCAUGAUCUCGCUCGUCUUUGGCUACUCGCACUCGGGCGCCUUCCUCCGCCCGCACCUGCGCCGCCUUGAGGUCCCGGCCCUUACUGUCCUGCUCAAGUCUGGCCUCAAGUGGAUGUCGCGAUACAUGCGCCGCUCGUUUGACGACCUGCGCGCCCUCCGCUCGCCGCUCCUCCCCAUCCCGCGGUUCUCGGCCAUCCUCGACUGGAUGCGCAUGCUCCUCGACACCCACUUUGCCGACAUGGUCCUCGACGAUGAGUGCUGGUCUUCGGUCGGCGAACUGACCAAGCUCGUCUCGUCGCAGCUCGUCCUCUGCGAUGAGCUGCAGUCUAUCGACGGCAUCCUCGCCCAGCUCUCGUCCAAGUCGUCGCGCCUGGUUGUCGCCAACGUGCCGGACUACUCGGUCGAGCUCCUCAACAUCUAA